AUGCCUGGCCUACCGGCUAGUAUCGAUCUCGACGAGUGUAUUGAGAGGCUGUACAGAAAGGAAUUGUUAGCGGACUCGGUGAUUGAGGCGAUAUGCGCAAAGGCGAAAGAACUGUUGAUGAAGGAGAGUAAUGUGGUUCACAUUGCGGCUCCCGUCACAGUAGUUGGGGAUAUCCAUGGGCAGUUCUUUGACAUGAUUGAGAUAUUCAAAAUUGGAGGGUUCUGUCCGAAUACAAAUUACUUAUUUCUGGGCGACUACGUGGACCGCGGUCUAUUCAGCGUGGAGACGAUCUCCCUUCUUGUCUGUUUGAAACUGAGAUACCCCCAACGAGUCCACCUCAUUCGCGGGAAUCACGAAUCGCGUGGCGUCACGCAGUCGUACGGCUUUUAUACCGAAUGCGCACGAAAAUACGGGAAUGCGAAUGUCUGGCACUACUUCACCGAUAUGUUCGAUUUCCUCACCCUGAGUGUGGUGAUUAACGAUCAAAUAUUUUGCGUGCAUGGCGGUCUUUCGCCAUCGAUCCAUUCGAUAGACCAGAUCAAAAUCAUCGACCGGUUCCGCGAAAUCCCACAUGAGGGCCCUAUGGCGGAUUUGGUCUGGUCGGAUCCGGAUACGGAACGGGAUGAGUUUUCCCUUUCUCCUAGGGGGGCCGGAUAUACAUUUGGAGCGCAGGUCGUUCGAAAAUUCCUCGAGGUGAAUAGCAUGUCUCAUAUCCUGCGAGCGCACCAGUUGUGUCAAGAGGGCUACCAGGUCCUCUACGAUGACCGACUGAGUACUGUUUGGAGCGCACCCAACUACUGCUACCGAUGCGGGAAUCUUGCCAGUGUCCUGGAGGUUAGCGACACCGGUGAGAGGUAUUUCAAUAUAUUUGAUGCGGCUCCCGAAAACGAUAUCCAUCGCGGGGAACAACAAGCGCAACAGAGCAAAGACGGCCAAAACCCUGUCAUCGACUACUUUCUGUGA
Molecule: messenger RNA, 963 nt
Organism: Aspergillus ochraceoroseus IBT 24754
Lineage: Eukaryota; Fungi; Ascomycota; Eurotiomycetes; Eurotiales; Aspergillaceae
Product: serine/threonine-protein phosphatase
Exons: 3
Coding region: 1-963 (320 amino acids)
Biological process (GO): peptidyl-serine dephosphorylation
Cellular component (GO): FAR/SIP/STRIPAK complex
Molecular function (GO): protein serine/threonine phosphatase activity
Source: RefSeq, a predicted model, not a curated record